AUGGCGGGCGCUUUCGCCUUCCCCGACUUUUUCGAGUACCCACCGUACUUCACGAUCCAACCCACCCCGGAGACGCAGAGGAAACAGAUCGAGCUGUGGAAGUCCCUCAUCCUCAGGUACUGCCAGCACCACAAGACGCACGUGCUCAACCUCGAGGAAGUGGACCACCCGCUCUUCUCCAACCCGCGGUGCGACCGCAAGCUCUCGCUGGACGCUCGGCGAACGCUGGUGGAUGAGCUCGCAAAGGGCGGCGGCGCAGAGUGGCUCGGGUCGGGUCGGACCCGAUGCGUGGUUUUGUGGCGGUCGGUGGCGAGCUGGGGCGAGGCCAUGCACGCGUGGGCGUGCGAGUUGGGGCACCAGGGGACGGUGGUGACGGUUGGGGAGAUUGCUGAUUCGCGGGAGGGGCCGGGCGGGGAUUUCGUCGGGGUGGACGCGGAGAUUGUCGUCAGGGCGGCGAGGUACCUGGAGGCGACCGGCAAGGCGGCGGUGCUGGUCGGGGAAGGGGGCGACGACACCGGGGUGAAGUUCUUGUGA
Micromonas commoda is the source of this 534-nucleotide messenger RNA. RefSeq lists its product with no specific name. The record is from RefSeq and is a predicted model, not a curated record. Bases 1 to 534 code for a protein of 177 amino acids. Gene Ontology annotation, molecular function: protein homodimerization activity; structural molecule activity. Gene Ontology annotation, cellular component: ESCRT II complex. Lineage: Eukaryota; Viridiplantae; Chlorophyta; Mamiellophyceae; Mamiellales; Mamiellaceae. Gene Ontology annotation, biological process: protein transport to vacuole involved in ubiquitin-dependent protein catabolic process via the multivesicular body sorting pathway. The transcript has 3 exons.